Messenger RNA from Castor canadensis (American beaver), 1047 nucleotides. RefSeq names its product mitochondrial transcription rescue factor 1-like. Gene Ontology annotation, molecular function: RNA binding. NCBI's taxonomy places the organism in Eukaryota, Metazoa, Chordata, Mammalia, Rodentia, Castoridae. Gene Ontology annotation, biological process: regulation of mitochondrial transcription. The record is from RefSeq and is a predicted model, not a curated record. Gene Ontology annotation, cellular component: mitochondrion.
AUAUGCACCAUGGCUAUGACUGGUGUCAGAUUGUUCACUGGUGUUUUAAGAAAGCCAGAUGCCUGCAUUGGACUCUGGAGUGUGCUUCAAGAGACACCUUCACACAAACUCUGUGCUUCCUGGAAUCGAUGCUUGUACUUUUCUAGUACCAAGUUAAAUACAUCAAAUUAUAAAACACUUUUCCAUAAGAUUUUUUCUCUGAGACACCCAGGGCUUUUAAUAUCUCCAGAAUAUAUUCCACUUUCUGUAAGAUUCAAAAGCAAUAUAAACUCUAAAAAACACACCAACAAAACUCUGCAAAAAGUAGAGGACAAAGAGGACUCGGAUGAGGAGGGUGAUCAUAAUGAGAGGAGUGAGCAGGAAGAGGAGCUUGAGGAUGACCCUAGUGUGCCCAAAGACUACAAAGACCUGGACAAAGUUGUGCAGUCUUUUCGGUAUGAUGUUGUCCUGAAGACAGGCCUCGAUAUUGGGAGAAACAAAAUAGAAGAUGCAUUCUACAAAGGAGAACUCAGACUGAAUGGGGAAAAAUUAUGGAAGAAAAGCAGAACGGUGAAAGUGGGAGAUACUUUGGAUCUUCUCAUUGGAGAGGACACAGAAGCAGAAACACAGGCUGUGAUGCGGGUUCUCCUGAAAAAAGUCUUUGAAGAAAAGACUGAAAAUGAAAAAUACCGUGUGGUGUUACGGAGGUGGAAGAAGUUAAAGUUGCCUAAAAAGAGUAUGUCUAAAUAAAUGAGUUGCUUUUUAUCCAGGAAGCUGCUUUCUAGUGAUGGGGGGAGGAGCCAAUACAAAGAGGACAUUUUUACUAAAAUAAAGUACUCUUGCCAUUUGUGGACUCAGCUGAGCAUUUUGUGAAAACUGGGGUCGAUAUCUGGAGACCCUUCCUGGCUGCAGUUCCCCUCCAGUGCAGGAUCUGGGCUCCUUUUGACCUAACCAGCCUGGGAACCCCUCAGAGAGACGCGUUGCUGGACGAACUAAGCCCAGAGAAGGUUCUAUGGAUUUGCCUACUGUUUCCCAUAUUAACUACCUCAGGAGUCUCUUUAAAAUAAA